Trichoderma virens Gv29-8 is the source of this 861-nucleotide messenger RNA. RefSeq lists its product as uncharacterized. The annotation marks the transcript as partial. Gene Ontology annotation, cellular component: cortical endoplasmic reticulum; plasma membrane; cytosol. Gene Ontology annotation, molecular function: phosphatidylinositol transfer activity. NCBI's taxonomy places the organism in Eukaryota, Fungi, Ascomycota, Sordariomycetes, Hypocreales, Hypocreaceae. The record is from RefSeq and is a predicted model, not a curated record. The transcript has 2 exons. Gene Ontology annotation, biological process: regulation of exocytosis; Golgi to plasma membrane protein transport.
GCCGCCCCUGAAAAGGUUGAACAGGCCGAGGCGCCAGCCUUGACGCCAGAGACGCCCCUGGCCAAAUUCACGGCGCGUCUGGCCGACAUUAUCAAGCUGUCAGGCCAUGGUGAGAUGUGGGGUGUUGAGCUCUCGAGCGAUGCCAGCCACGCCCCGACUCAGGUUGUUCUCCAGAAGUUCCUGCGAGCCAACAAUGGCGAUUUGGCCGGUGCCGAGAAGCAGCUUUCUUCUGCUCUGGCCUGGCGAGAGAAGUGGCAGCCGACGAAGCUCGUCAGCGAGGCCUUCAACAAGGACAAGUUUGGCGGCCUCGGCUUCGUGACGAACCACAAGGAUGAUGCCGGCAAAAACACCGUCAUUACCUGGAACAUUUACGGCUCCGUCAAGGACAACAAGGCUACCUUUGGCGACAUCUCCGAGUUCAUCAAGUGGCGCGCUGCUCUCAUGGAAUUGGGCGUGCAGCAGCUCCAUCUCAACGACAUCACAGAGCCCCUCCCAGAGGAUGGCACCGACAAGCACCAGAUGCUUCAGGUGCACGACUAUCGAUCAGUCAGCUUUUUCCGCAUGGACCCUGCUGUCAAGGCUGCCAGCAAGGAGACCAUCUCUGUCUUCUCCAUGGCCUACCCAGAGCUGCUUGCGCACAAGUACUUUGUCAAUGUGCCCGCCAUUAUGGGUUGGAUGUUUGGUGCCAUGAAGCUCUUCCUUGCGCCGGCAACUUUGAAGAAGUUCCACCCGAUGACAUCUGGCACUACCCUAUCCACGGAGCUUAAGGGCAUUGCCUCGUCAUUGCCUCAGGAGUAUGGAGGCAGUGGCUCCCCCGUCCAGGAGGGAUUGACGGUGGCGCUCGUCGACACCACCGAGGCC